Messenger RNA from Ochotona princeps (American pika), 3107 nucleotides. RefSeq names its product carnitine O-octanoyltransferase (gene CROT). Bases 576 to 2414 code for a protein of 612 amino acids. Gene Ontology annotation, cellular component: peroxisome. Gene Ontology annotation, molecular function: carnitine O-octanoyltransferase activity. The record is from RefSeq and is a predicted model, not a curated record. Lineage: Eukaryota; Metazoa; Chordata; Mammalia; Lagomorpha; Ochotonidae. The transcript is spliced from 17 exons.
CCGGCGGGUUCGCGAAGGCUGCGCUCGGGACCCUCGGGGAAGGGGAGUCCUGUGGGGCUGAGUUGAGCUGCGCAGGACCGCAGAGGUGCCCUCAUUUGGCGUGUCGCCCGUGGGGUCCCCUGGGGUUGGGCCUCUGGGCCAGGCUGGCUGUGGUGGUCUUGUUGGGGGGUUUUGUUUUGUUUUGUUUUUCUUCUCUCCGGUGUCGGCCUGUGGAGUGCGCAGAGCCGUCCUUGGGCCGGCGGGAGGGCUCGGGCUUCUCCGGACGGUGGCCACGGGUGCCCGGGCACUCCGCGGGUGGGUCCCGGGCCAGAGCCCUGGAGCUAGCUGAAUCCCGUGCCCCGGCAGUCUUUGUGUGUGUGUUUGCAGUCAGGCUGCGUCUUGUACCGUUUUCCAGUUCCUAGAGUUUCUGCCUUCCACCAUCUUUCACCAGCGUUUGUUCUUUUCCUUUCUUUCUUUUUUCUUCCAGUCUCCGGACUAAUUCACAUCCCUGCUGUCUCAGAAUUGCCCUGACAGGUUUCCGGCAGCCCCACGCAGUCAGUCCUCCUCGUGUACUGUUUUCAUAUUUGGAUUCUGUCAUGGAAAAUCAAUUGGCAAAAUCCGUCGAAGAAAGAACAUUUCAGUAUCAGGAUUCUCUUCCAUCACUCCCCGUUCCUUCACUUGAAGAAUCACUUAAAAAAUACCUGGAAUCAGUAAAGCCUUUUGCAGAUGAAGAAGAAUAUAAGAAAACUGAAGAAAUAGUUAGAAUAUUUCAAAAUGGAAUUGGAGCAAAACUGCACCAGAAAUUACUUGAAAGGGCAAAAGGAAAAAGAAAUUGGCUGGAAGAGUGGUGGCUGAAUGUUGCCUACCUGGAUGUUCGUAUUCCAUCACAACUGAACGUCAACUUUGCCGGUCCUUCCCCGCAUUUUGAACACUUCUGGCCUCCAGAGGAAGGCACUCAUUUAGAAAGAGGAAGUAUCAUUCUUUGGCAUAACUUGAACUACUGGCAGCUAUUAAGAAAAGAAAAAGUGCCUGUUCAUAAAGUUGGAAACACUCCUCUAGAUAUGAAUCAAUUCCGAAUGCUGUUUUCAACCUGCAAGGUUCCAGGAGUUACUAGAGAUUCAAUUGUGAAUUAUUUUAGGACUGAGAGUGAAGGGCAUUGCCCAAGUCACCUGGCGGUGCUGUGUCGUGGCCGUGUUUUCGUGUUUGACGUCAUACAUGAAGGAGGUGUACUCACUCCGCCGGAGAUUCUCAGACAGCUGACACACAUCCACAGCAGGUGCCACAGUGAGCCCGAGGGACCUGGGGUAGCAGCGCUGACCAGCGAGGAGAGGACUCGCUGGGCCAAGGCUCGAGAAUAUUUGAUUGGUCUUGAUCCAAAGAACUUGACUUUGUUAGAAAAAAUUCAGAGCAGCUUGUUCGUAUAUUCCAUAGAGGAUAGCAGGCCACAUGUAACAUCAGAAGAUUUUUCCCAGAUAUUUACAGUACUUUUCAGUGGAGAUCCUGCAGUACGCUGGGGUGACAAGUCCUAUAAUUUGAUUUCCUUUUCUAAUGGAGUAUUUGGCUGUAAUUGUGACCAUGCGCCUUACGAUGCAAUGGUAAUGGUGAACAUCGCCCACUAUGUUGACGAGAAAAUUCUAGAGAAUGAAGGAAGGUGGAAGGGCUUGGAAAAAGUACAGGAUUUACCGCUUCCUGAGGAGCUCGUCUUCACAGUGGAUGAGAAGGUGCUAAGUGACAUCAGCCAAGCUAAAGCCCAGUAUCUCAAAGAGGCAUCUCAUCUGCAGAUUGUAUCGCGUGCCUUCACAUCAUUUGGCAAAAAGCUGACCAAGAAGAAGACACUUCACCCCGACACGUUCGUUCAGCUUGCACUGCAGCUGGCCUAUUACAGGCUACACGGACGCCCUGGUUGCUGUUAUGAAACAGCAAUGACGAGGUACUUCUAUCAUGGCCGUACAGAGACUAUGCGACCGUGUACUGUGGAAGCAGUCAGAUGGUGCCAGUCCAUGCAGGAUCCGUCUGCCAGUCUUCCUGAACGGCAGCAAAAGAUGUUGCAAGCAUUUGCAAAGCACAAUAAAAUGAUGAAAGAAUGCUCUGCUGGAAAAGGAUUUGACCGUCACCUGUUGGGACUUUUACUCACAGCGAAAGAGGAAGGUCUCCCGACUCCAGAACUCUACACAGACCCACUUUUUUCCCGAAGUGGAGGCGGUGGAAAUUUUAUCCUCUCGACCAGUCUGGUUGGCUAUUUACGAAUCCAGGGAGUGGUGGUGCCCAUGGUUCACAAUGGGUACGGCUUCUUCUACCACAUCCGAGACGACAGAUUUAUCGUGGCCUGUUCUGCGUGGAAAUCAUGCCCAGAGACAGAUGCAGAAAAACUGGUUCAGCUGACUUUUGAUGCAUUCCACGAUAUAAAUCAACUGACGAACACUGCUAAUCUCUAGAGACAAGCACUUGUCAGAUCCCGUCAGUGCAGGCGUUCAGGGUAGGUUGGUGAUGUGAGAUGGGAAGGGAUAUUGGCUUGAUAAAGGAAGCAUGUUAAAUAUAGAAAUAAAUGAAAUAAUGUUAAAUGUAUUCUGCCAUACAAGGUAGAAAUAUUUUUAUCUUCCUGUGAUGCAGCAGCAAUGCAAAUUAUGGUAGAAUAGUGAUUAUAGAACUAUGCAAUGUUGCAGAAAAGCCACAACAAUGCAAAUCUAGAGAUGUUAACAAUGUAAGUUUAACUUUGAUUUUUAAAUACUUCUGUUGGUACUUGUGUAGGUUAUAAGUGCUCUGUCACUGUAGUGUCUAUAUUUCAAGCACUUUAACAUUGUCUAAUUGCCAAAGUGUAUGAAAUACAUGACUGGACGGCAAAGCCUCUGAACCGGUGUCUUCCGUCUUCAGAGAUGUGCGCCCCAUAGGAUGGAUGGGAGAGACCACUCUGAUUUAAAAUAACUUGUUCGGCAGAAAGGCAAAUUUGCACUAACAUACAGUAAACAAAAAUUCUAAAAACUGAGGAAAUUCACUGAUAUGUUGCUGUAAUUUUAGCAGUAUAGCAAUUUUAAAUUGUUUUAGUUGGUGACUUCUAAAUAAUUCAGUGUUGAAGCAGAUUCUCAGGAUUUUCUAGUUUCUAUUCUCAGAAAAUAAAAUACUCAAAAUCA